Molecule: messenger RNA, 1142 nt
Organism: Botrytis porri
Lineage: Eukaryota; Fungi; Ascomycota; Leotiomycetes; Helotiales; Sclerotiniaceae
Exons: 2
Coding region: 1-822 (273 amino acids)
Source: RefSeq, a predicted model, not a curated record
AUGUUGAGCAACUAUCUUCUUAUAGCCAUGAUCGCCACUAGCAUCUCGGCACUCCCUUUGAACAUCAACCUUGGCGCCUAUUCACCUGCCUUGGUAGUCGGUGAUGGUGAAAUAUCAUUCGGAGGGAAAGCAGAUGUAUCGAACCUCAUGAACGCGCUCGAAGGAGCUGCCGUUGGUGGUGCCACAGCAAACAAUGGUGCCGCAGCAAACGGUGGUGCAGCCGCUGCCACAACCCCAACACAAGCACAAGCAGCACCAGCCGCACCCGCCGCCCCCGCCGCCGUUCAGGGAGGUACUGAAGGCAAGACCGAAGCUCAAGUAACAGCUCUCCAAGGAAUGGGCAAGGAAAUCGCACCCCGUGUUGUCAAGCUCGAAAGAUCGGAUGUAGACAGAGCCGCAAAACGUGAUAUCCAAACUUUGACGGCCGCUCUCAACUAUGCUGCCGGUGCCAUCAAGACCAGCCCCGAAGUCCAACUCGGAACCGAAGACGCUGGUGUUGGUAUCCUCAUUAAAGCUGGAGGCACUGGAAACACGGCUGCCGCUGCUGGUACUGCCGCAAAGACUAAGAUGGGUAAACGUGAGGACGGCGUUGCCGACCCCAAGAUCAAGACUACUGUCACUACUAUGUUUAUUCGUGGUGGACCAUCUGUUGGACAAACAAACUCCAUCUCCACAGUCCGCAACGUCGAAGAUAUCAACGGUUCAGCAGUCACUAAGCGUGAGCCAAGCCCAGGUAUUGAUGGUGUUAACCUCAAUAUGAUCGAGGGAUCAGUUGCCGAGCUCACUUUUGUGGAGACAAGGAGUGCAGACGAUGAGGAAUAGAUUUCCCAUCUCGCUUUUGUGUAAUGAAUGGAUAUGAAUGGGGAUGGAUUGGAUAUGUAAUUUACAAGCGUCAAAAAGAUUAAGAGAUCAUUUCUUAUUAUUUACACGGCAUAGUAGCUGUGAGUGUGUUCUUCUCUUCUUCUUUUUCUUUGGUUCUUAUGGUGGCGUUUUCAUGGCUUGGGUCAAGCUGGAAGUAUAGCACACAGCUACUACAUUAUAAUUUGAAUGUGAGGAUGGAAUCUUAGGGGGUAUCAAUGAUGGGCAGAAAAGCAAGAUAAAGCAAUUCAUAUAUCUAUAGAUAUAUCAAUAUAAGAGAAAUU